Molecule: messenger RNA, 2508 nt
Organism: Blastomyces gilchristii SLH14081
Lineage: Eukaryota; Fungi; Ascomycota; Eurotiomycetes; Onygenales; Ajellomycetaceae
Exons: 1
Coding region: 1-2508 (835 amino acids)
Biological process (GO): RNA processing
Cellular component (GO): nucleus
Molecular function (GO): RNA binding
Source: RefSeq, a predicted model, not a curated record
AUGCCGGAAGAUUCGAAAGUCAAAGGUUUUCCCGAUCUAUCGUCCAAACUGUCCGCCCCAGCGAAAAAAUCCCUAUUUGAGCGCCAAAAAGCCGAAGCCGAAGCCAAACGUGCAAGGGAAAAAGCAGAGACCGAGGCAGUUUACGAGGAUUUCGUGAAGUCAUUCCAGAAUGAUGCUGAUACAUCUACGGGCCCUAGCGCCAGCAGCAGAACAGGCUCAUAUGGACGUGGAGGCGGUGUACAUUCGGGAGGCUCCAUCGCCCCUUCAAAGCGACACUUCACGUCGAGCACGAUGAGGCCUGGACCCGACUGCCUAGGAGGUGCACAUUCUUUUGGUUCGAGAAAACGUCCGUUUGAGGCGAUACAGCCAUCCCACAAGGAGAGAGACUCGGCGCAUGGUCCUUUUGGCUUUGAAAGCUCCCCAGCUACCCAUGUUGAUGCAGCCGCGGUUUUUCAGGCUUCCGAUGACGAGGAGGAUAAACUUGCAGACAAGAAAGAAGCGGAAAGGGCCGCAGCUAAACCCACCCUUCAUCUUUCAUCGUUGCCACCGGGAACGUCUCCGGCAGCCGUCAAGGCCCUUGUAUCGCACGCUCUUGUGGUGGAUAACGUUAAGAUUUUACCUUCAACUUCCCAAGGGACUGGAGAGCGACGAGUAUGGUCUGCGAUUAUUACUCUGGCGAAAGAAACAGCUGCUACUGAGAUGGAUACUGUUGUCAGCUCAUUGCAAAACAAAUAUCUUGGAUGGGGUCACUAUCUGUCAAUUUCACGACACCUCUCUUCGGCCGCCAUCAACUCUACCAUGCCAGUCAUGGGUGGAUCAACCACUUCGACUUCCAAGCCAUUCGGAGCACGGCCAAUAAACCAAGGUCCAGGGGGCCAUUUAGGUCGUGGCGGCCCGUCGGGCGGUCAUCGUGGAGGCUUUGCACCACCAUCAUCGUACGGACAAGGUUAUGGUGGUAGAGGUGGAUCUACCCUCCAAGUCGAGGUCAAGCCUCCAUCAGAUCUGAAGCAACUGAAGCUUAUUCACAAGACCCUGGAGAAUCUCCUAACAUACGGACCCGAGUUUGAGGCACUCCUCAUGAGUCGGACCGAAGUUCAGAAAGACGAAAAAUGGGCUUGGAUAUGGGAUUCAAGGAGCCCAGGUGGUGUGUGGUACAGGUGGAAACUAUGGGAUAUCUUGACUGGCGCAAUGGGAGCUAGGGGAAGACACUCAAGAAUGCGGCCUACCCCUGCAUCUGUUUUCGAAAGCGGCCCUGUUUGGGUACCCCCGGAAAAUCAUUUACAGUUUGAAUACGUUACAAAAAUAGAGGAGUUCAUAUCUGAUGAAGACUAUGAUUCUUCAGAGGAGGAUGACUCUGACAGAGAGGAUGAUAGGCGUCUCGAUUCUGGAGCCCAAGAGAGCAAUACCGACGGUAUCGGUCACUUGAACCCGCUUCAAAAAGCAAAACUCGCACAUUUGCUCGCGAAACUCCCUACUACCAAUUCGAAGUUGCGAAGAGGUGAUGUCGCUCGGAUUACUUCCUUUGCGAUUAGACAUGCCGGACGUGGCGCCGAUGAAGUGGUGGAUAUGAUCGUUUCUAAUAUUACCAGCCCGCUUGCUUUUACCAAUGCUAACCCAGAACGCCAACGACGGGAGACAGAACUUCGUGGCGGGAAACCUGACGAUGGUGAUGAGGCCAACUCUGGGGAGCAUGAAAAGCAAACGGCCCAGUCUUUACCGAAAAAAUCAUCUAAAGAGAACCUGGAUACUUCGGCUGCUAAGCUGGUAGGCUUAUACCUGAUCUCUGACAUCCUGUCUUCGUCGUCUACAAGUGGGGUCCGACAUGCCUGGAGAUAUCGACAACUAUUCGAAUCAUCUCUAAAAACACAUAAAAUUUUCGAACAUCUUGGUCGCCUGGAAAAGGAGCUCGGGUGGGGUAGACUGAAGAUUGAGAAAUGGAGAAGAAGUAUUAGCAGCCUUUUAAGUCUAUGGGAAGGCUGGUGUGUUUUCCCUCAAUCAAGCCAAGAACACUUCGUCCAAGUAUUUGAAAAGCCGCCCCUUACGGAGAAAGAAAAGCUAGAAGAACAAAAGCGUGCCGAAGCAGAGAAAGCGACAGGCGUAUUUGGCAGCAAAGGAAAGAGUCGAUGGAGAACGGUCGAAGAUGAUGCCAAUGAACCUGCUGUGGAUUCAAACAACGCAGCGAACAUUCUAGAAGGCGAGAAAAUGGAUGUUGAUAACGAUGGUGUACCUAUGCCCGAUGACGAGGACGUCGAUGGGGAGCCUAUGGAUGAUGACAUCGACGGCGUUCCAAUGGAGGACAGCGAUUUGGAAGAUGUCGUAACUAAGGAGCUGGAAGAAAAUGGCAUGGAUGGGAGCGGAUACCAAGCUACUCAAGAUGUAUCUUCGCUGGGCGAUCAAACUGCCAGUGAUGCCCGUCACAGUCAACAUGCCGAGCAUGACGCCCAACCAGCCCCACGGCGUCAUCGACCCAAGGCAGAGGAUAUGUUUGCGGACUCUGAUUCCAACUAA